GCCAAACAUGCGGCGAUGCAGCUGUGCUUGAACGGAGUGUCGAUCUAAUCACGCUCGAUAAAUACGAGGAAACAACGUCGACGAAGACCCAUGUGUGUUCCUUUCCUAUGGACACUUUUGUACGGUUUUCAGCCUCGACGGAAUUAUGGAAAUUAAGGAAUACUACAACGUCGACCCUGCAACGGACACCAUUAUCAGCUCUAGGUUGGCAAGACGAGUAGUGAACAGCGACGCGAAAUUUCGUGGAUGCCCAGAGUGUCGUCUACUACUUCGAGAAAUCCACCGCCAUAAUCGGAUCGUGAAGGCGUCACUAGAUAAGUCAACGAAGUGGUUUAUCAUAACGGCAAGCUCGACCUACAAAAAGCUCGUCGGCGCAGUCCAAAGCCGCGAGGAACACAGUGCCGUGAAAGAUACAUUUAUUACUCUCUAUUACUCCCUAUUUAAUCGUCCUCUAUACCAUGUCCCCAGUAGGUAGAUACAAAAGAUAGUAGCCAAUAUAUCCAAGCAACGCCAGUACUCAUAACGACAAAAACCGACAGACGCCUUCUGAGCCAGCUCGGUCUAAUAUGUCCAAUGUAAGCAAGCAUCAUUAGUGUGAGCGGAGAGUGCCAUCAAUCAACAU
Messenger RNA from Aspergillus ruber CBS 135680, 622 nucleotides. RefSeq lists its product as uncharacterized. The record is from RefSeq and is a predicted model, not a curated record. Lineage: Eukaryota; Fungi; Ascomycota; Eurotiomycetes; Eurotiales; Aspergillaceae. The transcript has a single exon. The coding region runs from base 146 to 475 and encodes 109 amino acids.